AUGAGAAUAAAAGUUCGUAAAAGUGCAAGUUUCCAAGAAUGCAGACAUUUGAGUUCAGCUACCAGCGAUGUCUCUACGUCAUCAAGCACGUCAGAGGGUUCAGACACACCGUUGAGGAAAUUUAACCGCUUGCUUCGGAGUGCCGUAGCUGGGCGAUGGUCAGUCUUCAAAAAGCAAGCAGGUCUUAAGACCAGGGGUCGAUCAGUCAGCAUUGCCGGACUCUGUACCAUCGGUGAUAAAGAUAUCGGCUACAUAGAUUUUCCUGAACUAAGCCAACGGAGUUCGUUAAUUCAUAGCAGAUCUUUUCAGUGUGUACCAUCUCUAUCUUUUACGUCGGCAGGUGGGUCGAGCAGUUCGCACGGGCUUGAAGAAGCCAGCGACGGCAGCGACGCCGACCGUCCACGCAGGCACCUACGAGUUCCGUCUACUGUAUAUCCGGGGCACACGCGUAGCACGCACUGUAGACAUGCGUAG
Messenger RNA from Pieris macdunnoughi, 474 nucleotides. The record is from the annotation of a GenBank genome assembly. NCBI's taxonomy places the organism in Eukaryota, Metazoa, Arthropoda, Insecta, Lepidoptera, Pieridae.